Messenger RNA from Aspergillus pseudotamarii, 463 nucleotides. RefSeq lists its product as uncharacterized. NCBI's taxonomy places the organism in Eukaryota, Fungi, Ascomycota, Eurotiomycetes, Eurotiales, Aspergillaceae. The transcript has a single exon. Bases 171 to 428 code for a protein of 85 amino acids. The record is from RefSeq and is a predicted model, not a curated record.
GGAUUUUAAUCAUUAGCCCGGACUCUGUCUCUCUCGUGACAGUCUGCAUCUGUAUGCCUAGUUUUGUGAUAAACCAGGUGGCUCAUUUGUUUAUCCCGUUUUUUGGGGGGGGUUAGACCUUCUUCACCUGUUCCAUAAAAAGGAGGUCCUUUUGCUUUCUAUACCGACGCAUGUCUUGCCUUUGUCUUCCCUGCCUGCUAGCUGAAGGGCUUAGUUUGUCUUAUGUUUUCACGCUAAUGCAACGAAGAGUCAUGACCCUGAGUUUCUUCUCUUUUCUCUUUUCCUUCGUGUUUCUCUUUGCAUUUACUAAUUAUAUAUUUUGUAUUUCCAUCAUUCUACCUAUCCAGCAUGCAGAGUUAACGACAGUCUUUCAUCUUCUAUUUCUGGGCUCUUGGCUGGCUGAUAAGUUGACGUUACUGACCUACUAACUCAUUCGAGUAGGUCACUGUGGAGAGCACAUUUA